GGCUUGCUCGAGCUAUUCUCCUGUGUCGCUCCGGUGUUAAGAGAACGGUGUUAAAGGACAAUACUUAGGAGGGGUCUCUACGACCACUAGUGGCCCAUCAUAGGUAUCGAUCGAUGUUGAAACUCUUCUAAAAGAUGCGUUCUAGGAUGAAGCCAGCGGUGUACAUCCAAACAAUGCCCAAGUGGCAUAGAUCAUCGGAUACAAGGGGAGGGCGGAGUGUUUUACUAAUCAACAAUCGCUAUUUACACUCAUGCCCCGCAAUUUGCUGACUCUUCCGGGGGUGAACCAGAUGGCCAAUACCUUAUAUUUGGUAGGUUGCUGUCUUUUUCUUGUAUGGAUUCGAAGGUCUCGUUACUCAGUACUUAGACACUUGCGAAGCGUCAACCAUGUCGGAAGCGACGACGAUAAAAGCACUGGCCUGGCUGACACCCAAAUUAGGCUCUAAUAUCUCUGUGAUAUUGUCUUCUCUGAUAUUUACAUACUUGGCCUGGGUGUAUCUAUCAUCGACGGUUCUCCACCCCCUCGGUCGCUUUCCGGGUCCCCGAAUAAGCGCGAUCACUAAACUUCCGUAUUGGAUUGCCGCUUAUAACGGAACCCAGGUACAAUGGUUACAGAGACUUCAUGCUCGGUAUGGUCCGGUCGUCAGAUUUGCACCGAAUGACAUAAGUUAUACUGAUGCGCGAGCGUGGAAAGACAUAUAUGGCUACCAGAAGGGAAGGAAAGAGAAUUCUAGGGACAGGAAAUUCUACCCAGAACCAGAGAAUGGGUCUCCUUCACUACCCGAUAUAUCUGAUACUGAGAAGCAUGGUAUCGUUCGACGGGCUUUCGCUCCCGCUUUUUCGGAUAGGGCAAUUAAGGGGCAAGAGGGAUUACUCCAAAAUUAUGCCAACCUUAUGGUUACCGUACUUCAGAAUGCUCUACAAGAAAAAGGUGGUGCCGGCGCAGACAUAGCUAAGAUCUACAAUCUGGCGACCUUCGACAUCAUGGCUGAUCUGACGUACGGUGAGUCUCUGGGUUGCCUGAAGACUUCCGAGUACACAACCUGGAUCGAGCUUGUCUUUACGUCCAUUUCUUUCAUUCCGCUCAUUCAGUUCCUGCAAUCAUAUCCGAUUCUGGGGGCCCUAUUCAAGAUGCUAGAGCCAGAGUCAGUAAAAAAGACACGCAUCGCACACCAUCAAUACAGCGCGGAUCGUCUAGACAGGAGACUCGCUAGAGGAGCUGAUCGUGCCGACGUGUGGAGCGGAGUUCUAUCUGGAGAUGGGAAUCAUCUUCUGUCACUGCAGGAAUUACGUACUAACUCCGAGGUGUUUAUGACGGCUGGUACUGAAACCAGCGCCACUUUACUUUCGGGGCUUACUUAUCUCCUCUUAAGAAACCCCCGCAGCAUGGAUCUCCUUACUAAAGAGAUUCGCGGGGCAUUCAAUUCGAAUGAGCAAAUGAGCAUCGAGGCUUUAGCUCGAUUGCCUUACCUGAAUGCUUGCAUUGAAGAGGGUCUCCGUAUGUAUCCUCCCGUACCCCAAGGCUUCCCGCGAACUAUCGCAAAGGGUGGAAAUGUAGUGCUAGGAGAAUGGCUUCCUGAAGGCACUUCAGUUUCUGUCUCCACGACAGCAGCUUAUCGAGACCCAAACUACUUUAAAGAUCCAAACGAAUUUGUCCCGGAGAGAUGGAUGGGGGAUCCCAAGUAUGAAAACGAUAAGCGCGAUGCAAGACAGCCUUUCUCGUUUGGUCCGCGAAAUUGCUUGGGAAUGGGUCUGGCAUGGCAUGAGAUGCGUCUUCUUCUAUCGAAGGUCAUAUUCAAUUUCGAUCUUGAACUAUGCGAUAAGUCAGAGGACUGGUUCGACCAGAAGAUCUAUGUCCUCUGGGCGAAAAAACCUCUCAUGUGUCGGGGGGUCCGGGUUUCAACCGGAGCCUAAGUAGGUAAAUUUGGGUACCUAGCAGGUACGGCACGUAGCGAAAAAGGAUGUCCUAAUUGCCCUUCAUCGUAGGCGAAGGUCAGUCGGUGUAGUGUCUCACAAUCGGGGUUUUGGCUAGCGGGCACGCCCGUGGCGCUAUAACAUACUAGGUACUUAGUUUUCCGGCUCGGCCCCGAAUGCAGCGGUAUCUCUUAUGGGCUUGGUGGCUUGCAGAAUAUUGCUAUUACAUAUGUACGUGGCCGUGAUUGUGCGAUCCUAAAAGCAGUUUCAUUGGUUCACAGGCCGGCCCCGACAAAUUCAAAGCAUAGUUCAAGGACCGGGAUCCGGUGAUGCAGGAAUGUACAGUGGAUUGGUGGUGAUGGUCGGCGAUGCGGCACAUCAGGAUCUGCCCCUUUUCUUACUGCCCAGCUAGGUACCUAUUAACUCAUCGUCUUGUCACCAUAUUAGGUUGUUUGAAAUAUUACCUAGUACUACUUAGCGCA
Messenger RNA from Annulohypoxylon maeteangense, 2395 nucleotides. Its product is annotated as cytochrome P450. Gene Ontology annotation, molecular function: oxidoreductase activity, acting on paired donors, with incorporation or reduction of molecular oxygen; iron ion binding; heme binding. The transcript has 4 exons. Lineage: Eukaryota; Fungi; Ascomycota; Sordariomycetes; Xylariales; Hypoxylaceae. The record is from RefSeq and is a predicted model, not a curated record. Bases 387 to 1913 code for a protein of 508 amino acids.